GGACAUGGACAUCGACGAGAUGGGCAUGGACAGGUUCGGCGGCAACUACUCGCGCCUGCAGGUGGACUUCCACCUGAAGCGCGAGGUGGGCCACUACAUCAUGGACUACUACGUGCCCUCCAUCCUGCUGGUCGUCGUCUCCUGGGUGUCCUUCUGGCUGGACCCCAACGCCGUCCCCGGCCGCACCACGCUGGGCACCAGCACCAUGCUGACGUUCAUCACGCUGACGCGCAACUCGGGCAGCCCCCUGCCGAAGGUGUCGUACAUCAAGGCGACCGAGAUUUGGUUCAUGGUGUGCACCGCCUUCAUCUUCGGCUCCCUCGUCGAGUUCGCCUUCGUCAACACCAUUUGGCGUCGAAAGAACAACGUGGAGCUCAAGAAGGUCAACACGAAGCACGUGCUGAGGUCAACGCUCACGCCGACCCUGCACCGUAAGCAGACCAUGAUGGAGCGGUGCAGGUCCUGCCCCGACAUGGUCGAGGAGGGACGCAAGCCGCAACCUGAGAUCUCCAUAUACGGCGCCACCAACACGCUGAGCGUGGGGUCACUCGAGUCCAUCCGCGACCCCUACGCGUCAACGUACACCCUGAGCUCGACGCUGGCCGCAGGCUCGACAGAGUCGACCCAGGACUGCCAGGACAUCGUCAUCCCCGUGCCAGGCUCAGGCGGCAGGGGUUACAAGGCGCAGAACAUGGCGCAAGCGGACGGGCUGAGCUCGCCCUCACCCUCGCCCCAGGGCUUCACCACCAUGACGCCGCAGCAGAUCGCGCAGUGGAUCGACCGGCGCAGCAGAGUCGUGUUCCCGGCCAGCUUCGUCGUCUUCAACGUCCUGUACUGGGGCUUCGUCUGGAUCUAGGCCCCGGGCCGGCACCGCGCAUCACCGAGCGGGGCGGGGUAGGAACAGGGAGGGGAGGGUAACUCGACUCGCCUACAGACUAUGCAGAAGUAGACGUCUCGAGAUGCCGACUGGACUGGCGCGGGCCGGGCGCAGAGGGACCUCCGCAGGCGUCUGCUCGACUAGACGCGUGCAGAGGUCCGUGUGCCCCGUCCGCGAUCGCGUUUUCCUAUGAAUUGGUUCCUUGAAUGCCCACUUAAAUGUUCCAUUGAAUUUCCUACAAGUAUUGUGAUAUGCCUUUCCUUGAUGAUGUAUGCUAGUGGAGCGUGCUGCGUUACCGUUCGAGUGUUUGCUGCCGUUGUUGUCCGGGCACCAGGCAGGCGCGGCCUGUUAUUGCCAACCGCCGCUGGUCGAGUCCUUCAGAGAGCGAGCAGCGAAUGAGAGAGGAGGAGCAUUUCCCUAUGAGACUGAAUAAUCAGGCCGAAUGAAUAUUUUUGUGAUCUUUGUUAUUAUUUUUUUCUGUCCUCUUCAGUAUUACCCCGAAAAAAACAUUGUCGAGUCAGAGUCAUAAUGCCGAUUCUGGUCUCAAAUGCUAGCAAAGGUAAAUGACAAUCUGAAUUCCUUCGAUUUAGAUUUAUUUCAGCAGAUUUGCUUUUAGUCGUCCUUCUUAUUCAGAAUUGCCAUGUUAACAAUUUUUUUUUCUCGUAUUAUAUUAUUAUUGUGAUUAGAGCUGCCUUCUCCUACUUUAUUUAAGUUUUGUAGGAUAUUUAUUUCUCAGUGUACAGUAUUUUUGGUAAGGCUAUGUAAGUUAUGUUAUUUUAAUCAGACUAUAUGGUUGUAUCGAAAUAUGAUAAUAUACUUCAUGUCAAGAAGCACAAAUCUCUUUGUUAUGAAAUAAAUAAUUUAAGGAUA
Messenger RNA from Frankliniella occidentalis (western flower thrips), 1747 nucleotides. RefSeq names its product pH-sensitive chloride channel 2-like. Gene Ontology annotation, molecular function: neurotransmitter receptor activity; chloride channel activity; transmembrane signaling receptor activity. Bases 5 to 856 code for a protein of 283 amino acids. NCBI's taxonomy places the organism in Eukaryota, Metazoa, Arthropoda, Insecta, Thysanoptera, Thripidae. The transcript has 4 exons. The record is from RefSeq and is a predicted model, not a curated record. Gene Ontology annotation, cellular component: membrane; neuron projection; synapse. Gene Ontology annotation, biological process: signal transduction; regulation of membrane potential; chemical synaptic transmission.